AUGGCGACCGCCCGCCGGCGUCCCAAGAUGGCGUCGCUGCUCUCGGACACUCUCUUCGAGGCGCGAGGGCAGGCCCCGGCCCCCAGCAAGGACUUCUACCAGCUCAUCGUGACCAAGAAGGAAGUAAUUUUCAGGUGGUGGAAAAUAUCUCUUCGGAGUGAGUAUCGUGAAGCAAGACCUGGAGAACUUCGAGAAAGUCAUGAAGAUUUCCUUGAUGACCCCUCUCUCCAAAUUCAAAUAGCCAUCAUAUUUGGAGCAGAUACUCUGGAUCAUACCUUCAAUAUGUGCCGUGGUCAAUUUGAUUUCCUGGUGCGACUUCCUGACCAAUUGCUUAUGCGUAUAAUUUCUUAUUUGGACCUUGAAGAUAUUACCAGACUGUCUCAAGUGUCUCACAGAUUCGCAGCGUUGUGCAACUCUGACAAACUAUGGGAGAUGGUUGUGCAAAAUUUAUCAGGCAAAAUUACCCCAGAAAUGAGAUCACUGGCACAAGAAGUGGGCUGGAAGCAAUUCUUCUUCACUAAUAAGAUUCAGCUCCAGCAACAGUUCCGAAGACGGAGAGAGAUGGGUUCUGAUUCAUCAGAAAGCCUGUCAGAUUAAUGGAGUGCCAACUGUUACAAGGAUGGCCUGGCUGAUGUAUUGUCCUGAGGCAUUGAUGAGUGUGGAAAUGGUAUUAGUGACUAAAAAAAUAAAAUGUGUCUCUGCUAGUUACUGUUACUUUCUCCCAAAAUGACAUAAAUGAAAGGAUUCUAAUGAAAAUUAAAUAGCAGCUUCCAUGAAGUGGCUACUGAAAGCUGUUGCUGCCACAAAAAAAGAUCACACCCCAAAUGAAAAUGAGCAGAGUGAGAAAAACAGCCUUCCUUCAUUUGUUGUACAAUUAUACACUUCUUUCUCUUUAAAAAAACAUAAAUAGAAUUCAUAUUGUCACACUACCUGUAGUUUUCUACUUUAUUUCUACAUCAUUUUAACAUCUGCUGAUAAAAAGUGUAUCAUGUGAAACAUGGUUAAAACACGUUCUUGUCUUAGGAACACUUUACAUAACAACAGUGUUUUUGAAUUUACCAAUAAAUGUACCAUACUUGCUAACCAAGAUCAGUUCCAUGAUGACAAUGUUAAGUACUACAAGUUCCCAGCAUAUUACAUAUCCUUUUGUUGUCUACAUGCAAAAGGUGUUAUUACUUAUAUGCAUCUGGAAAACCCAAAUGUGUUUGUUCAGAAUCAAAAUUUAUCAUAAAAGAAUCAGCAACUGAUUGUAAAAAAGAAAUGUAAUUAUCAGAGGGGAACCUACCAAUACAUUAACUUCAUACACUGAUAUUGUACGGUAUAUAGCAAGUUUGAUUAGAGGUACUAUAAUGGAUCUUUCAGUUUCUCAAAAGAAGCUCACUUCUGACAAAAAUCCUCAAAUGUUUUAAACAAAUCUGUAAGUACCGCCAUAUGAUGUGGAAUAGUGCCCAUGCAUUCCACAUUUCUUUCCUAACCCAUGACCAUAUAUUAGUACAGAAGACCAGUCUAGGCAAAUAUCUACUAUUUGUAUUAACCAAGGAUAUGAAAGUAAUUUUUCCUACCUUUGUUGUUAUUUCAACCCAAUUUAUUUUCAAAACUGAAGUAUUCUUAAACUAAACACAAGUGGGAUUUUUGUUUGUUUCAGUGCCUUACUUCAUCUUUUAUCCCAACACCUAUGGGUUUGAUCCAGAUUGGCAUCAUACUUAGUAGGUUUGCUGUUGAUGUUUGGCUUACUAUAAAAUGUGAUAUGAGAUUUAGGCCACUCCAACUACAUUUCACUCUACGUGUAAAAAAGCUGGUUACUUUAAAAAAAUGUUUUCUUUUGUCACAUGUGGUUUAUAUUUUUUUUAUUAAACCAUAUUAUACCAUCUGGUUUUUAACUUACAAAAACAAUAGGAUAGACAGUAUUACUUUUUUAAAAUUCCUGUUGUCUGUAAUAUUUUUUCUUAAAUAAAAAAAAUAAAUGUUCCUAAUUGUUUUGGAAGUAAUUCAAAAAUUGUAUUCAUGUUUGCUGAGGUGAUGUUCUGAAAUUACUCAUUCUUUCUUAUUCAGUUUUAUUUGGACUCUGCUAGCACCAUAUCUCUGGUUAUUAAUACUGUUUGUUUAAGAUUUAUGUCAAUAAAAGCACUUAAGAUAGUAAUGAUUCUUUUUGGGAAUAGGUACACCGUUGAACCUCUAGUUUCCACAUAAGAGCCAGACUUUGGAAAAUGUAGAGCAUGUGUAGGAGCCAAAAAACCAC
Molecule: messenger RNA, 2239 nt
Organism: Anolis sagrei ordinatus
Lineage: Eukaryota; Metazoa; Chordata; Lepidosauria; Squamata; Anolidae
Gene: FBXO36
Product: F-box protein 36
Molecular function (GO): protein binding
Source: RefSeq, a predicted model, not a curated record